This is a messenger RNA of Cyanistes caeruleus (blue tit), 6019 nucleotides long. The record is from RefSeq and is a predicted model, not a curated record. Lineage: Eukaryota; Metazoa; Chordata; Aves; Passeriformes; Paridae.
AGGCAGGAGCAUCCCCAGACACAGGACUUAGCGUUUUAUUGCUGAGGCAAAGAGAAGAAACACCAAUGUGUGUUCUGCUGUAACAUACUACCAUAAAAAUAUAAUGAACCACUGCCAGAUGCUUUGCCAAACACUUGAGGGAUGAUGCUGAGCACACAUGGGAUGUUAAGCCACUCUGGAGUGAUGCUGGUCCAUGGUGGUGCAGGUCAGGUGUCCAUCCCGGUGGGGAUGGAAAAGUCAGGCCCUGCUCCCAGACCUGUGGGUAAGAGUUUAACCUGGAGAGAGCCAGAGGCUGCUUGCACGGGAAACAGCCCCGUCGGAUCAGUGCUGCAGGAAACAUGUGGGGCCCGCUGGAAAAAGUGCAGAUCCUGCACAUUUUUUUGCUUUUUCUACAGAAACCAAUUUUAGAAGGUUGUGGGGUGUUGGGGGAUUUUUUUUUUUUUUUUUUUUGUGUCAGUGUGUGACUCUUAGUACAUGAUCCAUUUUUCCUGGAAAGGCAGCUCGCUACCAGUCAGCAAGAGAGAGAAUGUUUGUGGUGGUCCUUUGGUCUCUGGGAUUGGAUUUCAGAGCACCACCUGGACCCUGAGCAGAAUUCAGCAUAUCCAAGGCUUCCACAGGGAUUCUGCUUGCAUGGUGUGGAGAAAGAAUGAGCUAUUCCAUCAUCAUUUUCCAGGAUAUGUUUUUGGCAUUACAAAGUGUGGGUGGGACUGUUUAAUUCCUCCAUAUCCUUCAGUUUUCUUCCAUAGUGUGUGAAAAUAUGCUGAAAUAUCUGUCUCCUGAGGUAACUUUCAGCUGAGAAUUUGAGAGUCAUAAAGGAACAAUAUUAUUUUUUCUUCCUGUGGGUUAGAUUAAGUGUAUUUCUAUCAGUAGAUCGGUGAAAUGUUGCUGCUUCUUUUAUAUAUUAUUUUUGUCCUCCGUGCUCUGGUUUCCUUGCUCCUUUCUGGUGUGAUUUCUUCCCAGUGUUCAGAGAGUUCUCCAUGUGUGCUUUCCUACAUGCUUUCCUAUGAUACCUGAGCUGAUAUAGCUGGGAACUGCUCCUUUGUUCCCUGUUUGGAAGGUGGCUGUGGACAGCUGUUGGUCUUGGACAGCUUGGAGGGCACAGAAAUGGAGAAAUUAGGGCGGAAAAGGUGAUCGGACUCUCUGGGACUGAGGAGAAAAGCCCAGCCUGUGUGGAGCAAGGAAAAAAAGCAUGGCCUGGCUGGAAUGCAGGAGAGGAAGACACAGAGAUGGGGCAAAGGGAAGAGGAAAAAGUGAACCUGAGUAACAAGAGAUGAUGGUUGCUCUGCAGGAGGGUGGGUGGGUGAGGAGUAGUGUCCAGAAGUGUGGGAGGAGGUGCACAAAGAGAAGGACACCAGAGCUCAGCCAGGGCUUGUGAGCCAGAGAUAAGCAGCAGCAGGUUAAUCUGCAGGGCAGUGUCUGUGUCUGAGCAGGAUAGAAAACUGCCACAUGGGGAAGGCUUGGACACGCUGUCCCUGCUUUCACAUGGAGGGAGAUUCCAUGGGGAGAGUUCAGUGAGGAAGAGGAGAAAUGUAAACACCACAGUGACAGCAGUACCCUGCAUGCAGGCAUUCAAAUUAUGUUUUCCAUUCCUAAAACUUCUCCAGCAUCUGUGGUAAUCUGGGAGUUGACAGAGCCCUACCGAGCACUGGGGUGCAGUGUACCAGGUGACUCUUCUGGUUUCUUCUUUCUAGGACAUCUCUGAUUGCUGGCCCCUGAAACUAAAAAAUAGGGCUUUGACACAGCUUGGGGACAAUACACGGGUUUAGACAGCUCUGUGGGGGAUUUCAGUGGGAAAUAGGUGGGAAAAUAGGCUAAAAAAUUGUUAAGAAUAGAUCAUCUUUUCCUUCUGAAGCAGGUUCAGGGGGUAGAGGACGUCUGGGUUGGCAGCAGAGAAGAUUGGGGUCUUUAUAUUUGGAAUGGGAAAGCUGUGUUUCUUUUUUUUUGCUACUUCAGUAGGGAAGUCUGACCUUAGGUCUACUGGGUGUAUCCUGGAAUCCUAAAAAUCCUUUUGCAGGGUGUUUCUCUUGAGCAGCAGGUGAGAAUGGGAUCCCUGGAGGAGCUGUCCUUAGUUCUCCUGCCUUACCCUGAGUUAAUAAGGACAUCCUGCCAAAACGCCAGGUCAAUUUUGAGGAAGAGAGCCAGAAUCCACCCGCUGUGGGACACUGGAAGCCCCUGAUGCCAUCCAAAGGCAACAAGGAGGAGCCAGAGAGUGGAUGCCAGGAUGCUGGAGGUGUGCAUGAGCCCCAGUCCACGGAGCAGCUCAAUGUGUCCCGGCUGCGCAGCUCCUCGGUGGAGAUCCGGGAAAAGGGCUCUGAGUUCCUGAGAGAUGAGCUGCACAAAGCACAGAAGGAACUGAAGCUGAAGGACAAAGAAUGUGAAAGAUUGUCAAAAGUCAGGGAACAGCUGGAGCAGGAACUGGAGGAGUUAACAGCCAGCCUGUUUGAGGAAGCCCACAAGAUGGUGAGAGAAGCCAAUACCAAACAGGCUGCGGCAGAGAAACAGCUCAGGGAGGCCCGGGGCAAGAUUGACAUGCUGCAGGCAGAGGUGACGGCCCUGAAGACGCUGGUGAUCACAUCCACACCGUCCUCCCCGAACCGGGAGCUGCACCCUCAGCUGCAGAGCCCUUCCAAAGCUGGCUUCAGGAAGGGCCACGGGCGGAACAAGAGCACCAGCAGUGCCAUGGUGUCAGCUGCCAGCCAGAGCGCGGCUCCAGAGCCUGUCAACCGGGAAUGCAAAGAGUCUGGUUUCCCUGCUCUCCUCUCCCUGCUCCUUUGCAUCCUCCCUGGGAAGGCUAUCCACAUCACCUAUGAGCCAGGCUGGCAGGCCUUGGGAGCAGAUGCUUCCUCCUCCUCCUCCUCACGGCAGGUCGACUCCAUUUUGUUUGCCGAGUUCCAGGCCUGGAAGGAAUCUCCAACUUUGGACAAAUCCUGCUCCUUCCUGGACAGAAUUUACCAAGAAGAUGUAGGACCUUGUCUGGACUUCACCAAGCAGGAGCUGUCGGAGCUGGUGCGAGUGGCUGUGGAGCAGAACACCCUCACCAUCGAGCCAGUGGCUUCCCACACUGUCCCUGUGGGGAAGGCAGCAGCAGAAGAAUGUGGUGGCCCCAAGAAAUGUGCUCUGAGUGGCCUCCCCAGGACCUGCAAGCACCGGAUCAUGCUGGGGGAUUCUGGGAAUUACUACUACAUUUCUCCUUCCUGCAGGGCCAGGAUCACAGCAGUGUGCAACUUCUUCACCUACAUCCGCUACAUCCAGCAAGGCCUGGUGAGGCAGGAUGUGGAGCUGAUGUACUGGGAGGUCAUGCGGCUCCGGAGGGAGAUGUCUCUGGCCAAACUUGGAUUUUAUCCCAGCGAGAUGUAAGCAGAGCCCUGAGUGUGGAAGGAAACUGCUCCUGGAGGAAGGGCUUGGAAUGUGAAGCCUGUCCUGCUCCCUCUCACCUUCCCUCUGCCUAGAGCAAGGAGCAAGAGGCACAAGUUCCACCUUCAGCUGUCCCACUCCUCCAAGUGUGGCUGGAAUGCAGCUACCACACUGCCCCUGGAGCUGGGCUGGCCCUGGCUGCUCUGGGAUGGCCAUCCAUAGACUGGAGUGUCCUAUAUGCAGUGUAUAUCCAUUUUUUAAAAAUUUUUGUUUUUAUAUGCAAUCUGCUUUGGCAUAACCCAAGGCCAGGCCUGUGCAGGGUGGGAAUUCUGAACCUUCCUAGUGAGCCAGUCUGUCAGAACAGAUGCUGGCUGUCUGUUCCACUUGUUUUUUUGGGAUGGAGGGUGCUGUCCCUGAGGUCCUGCUGACCACAGCAGCCCUGAAAAUGCCAGCAGAGCACAAUAAUCUUGAACAGUUUGUUUCCAAGUACUUCCUUGUUCCUUUUCAAGGAGCCUGCAAGAGAAGCUUGUUGCCAGCGGAGUCACAAAGAGGGAUUUGUUCCUGUUUUUAGCUGGAUGUUUGGCACUGGGUGAUGCAGGCUGGGGAAUGGCUAGAGCUGUGCACCUGGGGCCUCCAGCAGAGGAAAGGGAGCAGGGAAAUUCCCUAACUCCCAGCUGGCUGCAGGAUUUUUUCUCCUGGACUAGGGAAUCUGCUGCAGUUGUCAGAGGCAGAUGCAGGACCCUGUGACCAGUUCCUGGUGUGAAAUCCCCCAUGAUGCUCCUAAACACAAACCUCGCCCACAAGCAAGCAUUGGAGCUGAUCCUGCUCUUGAGGGAGCUUUGGGCAGUCCUGUUCCCACCCUUCAGGCAGAGCCCAUGUUCCCAGGUUUGUGUCUCCAGGAGGAGUGUGCCAAGCUGGGCAGUCCCAAAGCCUGGAGAUUCCUUCCCAGUGUUGCAUCAGACCUGGAGAUGCCUGUCCACUGGGAAUCACAACUUUUCCUGGGCUGCCAUUCCCUGGUGAGGGAAUCUGAAACCUCUUUGUGUGCACAUGAGGGAUGUGGCUGACAUUCCUGCCUGCCCCAAAAUGUGCUGGGAGGGAGGGAUGUCACUGGAGCUGUAGGAAUGCACAAGCUUGACACAUCCUGAACUCAGACCAGGUUUAUUAAAGCCAUGACAGUAUUUUGUAGCUAAUUUAGCCUUUUUUUAAGUGACUCUGGAAUCAGCUCAGCCAUCACCCACUCUGGGGUUUUCACUUCUGACAGGGUUGUCACCCUGUCCCUCUGCCACCCUCAGCAAGCUGGUGCCCAUCCUCAGCUCCAUAAUUCCAUCCUCUCCUGAAGGAUAUUACAGUAGGAACCCAAUUUUCUUCCACUGAGCUGCUGGAUUGCGUCUAGGGGAGAGAGAAAUAACACAGCUUUGGUUUCCCCAGCUGUGGAUUUCAGCUCAGGUGAAUUCCACCCCUGGAAUUUCUCCCUGCAUCUCGUCCCCCUGUCCUUGUGAUCUCCAUGUCUUCCUGUGCCGUGAGCUGCCACACUGCACAAACAUUGCAGCACUGGGAAUGAGAUGAUCUCUCUGGGUAGGAGAUGUUUUGUUUUGUGGGAUGUUUUUUCGCCCUCAGUGUCACGUUGAAAAGCACUUUGAGACAGAAGGAACUGGAGCAAUGCCUUGUCUGAGGUUGUCUUGCAUUUCAAACGAAGCAGAGAGAACAAUUUGUGAAGGAAAAUGAAGUCACUCUGUUAGCAGUGGGAUGGUUGCACCCUGCUCUUUCAUAAAGGAAAAUAAACAUUUGCUAUUAACCUCUACAAGCCUCGUUGGAGUUGGAGGGUUGGGGUGCUUGGGGUGCAAGAGAAAAUCCUACAGGAUGAGGUUUGGGAUGCUUUUAUUCAUCAGAGCAGGUACCUGUUCUUCCUGAGGGAAGCUGAGGCUUCUCCUGCUCCGUUGUGUCUCCUUUAAUUUCCCAGCUUGAAGCACUGCACGGGUGCUGGGUAAUUGGAGGAUCUUCUUCCUUCCCCUUUUCCUGAUCCAUCUUCCCCUUCUCUCAGCAGGCAGAGGUUUUGGGGCACCCUGGUUUCACUAAAACCACUUGCUCUCCUCCCUGCUCUGCUCUGCAGAUUAACGUGGAAUAUCUCCUCUUGCCCUGUGCGAGAUGACAAUGGGAGAGCUGUGUACAGAACGCGAUUUAAUUUCAUUUUCAUUUAAAAAGCCACGCAAAAAUCCGGUUGUGCAGCACAGUCAGGCAGCCACGAGAGGGCACAGGCAGCCCAGGCACGGACUCCCUCCCUCCCUCAUUCCCUCCCUGUCUUCCCUGGGAGAAUGGAGCAUCUCCAGGUCCCACCUGCGCCUGACCGUCCCUCCAGCCUCUUGACAGGGAAACAUUCCUGCUGCAGCUUCCCUGCACUGCUGGGAAAGGGAAUUGGGCAGCUGGAGAGUGAAAAGGGAGGAUUUGGAUUUCUGUAAGGGAUGGUCAGGUGAGAGACUGGGAAUGUUUUGCUGUGUCUGGGUCUUUCAAAGUAGUGUCUGCAGGGAUUGCUGUUAGAAAUUUCCCUGUGACACUGGCUCCUAAACUUCUAAGGUAUGAGAAAACAUCAUGUCCUCUGUUGCCAACCUUUUCCACCAGAACUUUUGUGCUGUUUUUCACUUCAUAAAUAAACCAGAGUUUGAGCAGA